AUGUCCCUUGCUUCAGGCCCUGGACCCGGGUGGUUACUCUUCUCCUUUGGAAUGGGGCUGGUAUCAGGGUCAAAGUGUCCACAUAAUUGUCUGUGUCAAACCCAAGAAGUGAUCUGCACGGGAAACCAGUUUACUGCGUACCCCCCUGACAUACCCUUGAACACUCGGAGGCUGUACCUGGACAAUAACAGAAUCACCUACCUGCCAGCCAUGAAUCUAGGUCUCCUCAGUGACCUUGUUUACUUGGACUGUAAGAAGAACCUGAUUCGAGAGGUGAUGGACUACACCUUCAUUGGAGUCUUCAAACUCAUCUACCUUGAUCUCAGCUUCAACAAUCUAACCUUCAUCUCCCCAUACAGUUUCUCCGUGCUCAGCAACCUGGUGCAUCUGAAUAUCUCCAACAACCCUCACCUGUUAUAUCUUCACAAGUACACCUUUGCCAACACCAGCUCGUUAAGGUACCUGGACCUCAGAAAUACCGGCUUGCGGCUCUUGGGCCAUGAUGACUUCCAUCACCUGGUAACACUAAGGACCCUGUAUCUGAGUGGAAAUCCCUGGAAUUGCAACUGCUCUUUCCUGGACUUCACCAUCUACUUAAUUGUGUCCCAUCUGGACCACCCAGAUGACCUAAAUGCCACGUGCGUCGAGCCUACAGAGCUGUCGGGGUGGCCCAUCACUCGGGUGGGGAACCCACUCAGGUAUAUGUGCAUCACACACCUGGACCGCCAAGACUACAUCUUCCUGCUGCUCAUUGGCUUCUGCAUCUUUGCCGCAGGCACAGUGGCUGCCUGGCUCACAGGUGUCUGUGCUGUGCUCUACGAGGACGCCCGCCGCAAGUCAGACGAGGACGAGACUGAGGAUGAGAUGGGACAAAGGCUGGAUGUCAGCCAGCAGAUUCUUCAAAGCAGGAAUGAGUCGGCCCACGAUGGGUUUCCUCAGCUGAUUUAG
Chrysochloris asiatica (Cape golden mole) is the source of this 948-nucleotide messenger RNA. It is a transcript of the gene LRRC52, whose product is annotated as leucine rich repeat containing 52. The transcript has 2 exons. The coding region runs from base 1 to 948 and encodes 315 amino acids. The record is from RefSeq and is a predicted model, not a curated record. Gene Ontology annotation, molecular function: voltage-gated potassium channel activity; transmembrane transporter binding; potassium channel activator activity. NCBI's taxonomy places the organism in Eukaryota, Metazoa, Chordata, Mammalia, Afrosoricida, Chrysochloridae. Gene Ontology annotation, cellular component: voltage-gated potassium channel complex.